CGACAAAAUCUGAAUCUCCAUCCGCUUCAGAGAAUAAAGGAAAGCGCGACUGGAAAGUUAUUUUUUCAAAGAAUAAAGAAAAAGAUAAAGAUAUCUACAUCUACUUUCGAACACCGAGAAUAAAGACACAACGAGACAGCAGACGUUCUCAGGUAGGUGUUGUUUGAUACUUUCACUUGAUGUUUGAUGUCGACACUAUCGUUUUCUGGAUUCGUUGGUUUCGGUUUGUGGAAAGCUAUUCCGAAUGUGAAUGCCUUCAGCUCCAGGAUCGUCGCGCGGCAUGAUUUCAGUUGCCACCGCAUCGAUCUGGUGGAUGCCUAUUACUCGUGGUUGAGAAAUAAGAUCACGUCCAUCAUAAUCACGACAGGUUUGGCAUAGGCAUCCCAAGCGAGAACUUCUUCUACGACAAGAAAGAAAAAGAAAGCGACUUAUCCCAAGCAGAACUACAAUUCCAUUUCUCUUGACCGAUCGGACCAUAAGUACACGCGCCCGCCGUGCAGUCGAGCAGUACGAUGAUGGGCGGGACGAGCGAAGAUAAUUCUACCAGCGCGAUCAUGGACCUGAUGCUAGGCACAACGACCGGCGAUGAAAUUAUAAAUCAACACGACCCAGCACCUCAUGGUAGUCCAGAGCUAACCUUCAAUCAUGCCACCGGCCAGAUGGUGAUGACUACAACGGCGCCCCCUGGUGCUGGUCCACCUGCUCCCGCGCUGGCCGCCGUCGUGCCCAGUGGAGUAGGAGGGGUCGCAACCACUAUUACAGGUGAUCAGGAACUACAAUGCUCAACACAAAAUCACAAUGCGACUGCGACUUCGCGAGGUGACCGUACUCCGGUGACCUUUGAAGAAUUGAUGAACGUGCAAAGCGACGACCCUCUUCUUGGGGGUCAGACUGCUUCCGGACAAGGUUCUUCAGGCUCUUUCGCUCCUUUUAAUAAUCCCGUUUCGUCGAACAGCGGGGCCGCAGUAGAUAAUAAUUCCAUGAAUGCUGGUGACAUGGAACUGGUCACUUGGGCCCUGCAGCAAAAUGUUCCGGAGGUGGAUAAUCGACAUCAGCAGCCAUUUGUUGCUACUAAUAUCCACUGGAACAACCACAUCAACAACCAAGGGCCCCCGCAGCUGCUGAUGCACCAGAUGGGUCAACACCAAAACCAACAAUAUCUACACGUCGCAACUACUAAUAGUAGUGCCCCGUGUAGUACUACGACAUCUAGAGGCGCCGGGGCAGGACCACAACUACAUGG
Messenger RNA from Amoebophrya sp. A120, 1243 nucleotides. Lineage: Eukaryota; Dinophyceae; Syndiniales; Amoebophryaceae. The record is from the annotation of a GenBank genome assembly.